AUGGAAACCCUUGCACCUCCACCAAAGCUGACCCAUCUAUUUACUCUGCGUUGCGUGGUGGACCCGCCAAUGGAGAUUGGAAAUGGCCCCUACGGUCGGCGGCGCUGCGUACCGAUCAUGUCGGGAUCGGUACGAGGCCCUUACUUUAACGGAGAGGUUGUCCCUGGAGGAGCAGACUUUAUGCUAGUGGAAGAUAACCAGACGACACAUGUUAAUACCAACUACGUUAUCAAAAGUGAUGAUGGCGCGCUACUUUAUAUCAGAACCGAAGGCACGCGAGCUGGACCUCCAGAGGUGUUGAAAGCGCUGAUGGAGGGCCACGAGAAGUACAAGUGGAUGAAUGACCGAGUUAUCAUCGGGCGAGCCACCAGAGCCAAGGGAGAAGUUGCCUAUGAUGCGUAUUUCCUGGAAAAUGAUCCAUGA
Penicillium daleae is the source of this 423-nucleotide messenger RNA. Its product is annotated as DUF3237 domain-containing protein. Bases 1 to 423 code for a protein of 140 amino acids. NCBI's taxonomy places the organism in Eukaryota, Fungi, Ascomycota, Eurotiomycetes, Eurotiales, Aspergillaceae. The record is from RefSeq and is a predicted model, not a curated record. The transcript has 4 exons.